This is a messenger RNA of Plectropomus leopardus (leopard coralgrouper), 2074 nucleotides long. RefSeq names its product cyclin dependent kinase 6 (gene cdk6). Gene Ontology annotation, cellular component: nucleus; cytoplasm; cyclin-dependent protein kinase holoenzyme complex. The record is from RefSeq and is a predicted model, not a curated record. Gene Ontology annotation, molecular function: cyclin binding; cyclin-dependent protein serine/threonine kinase activity; ATP binding. NCBI's taxonomy places the organism in Eukaryota, Metazoa, Chordata, Actinopteri, Perciformes, Serranidae. Gene Ontology annotation, biological process: regulation of gene expression; regulation of G2/M transition of mitotic cell cycle; protein phosphorylation.
AUAUUUGUCCAUAAUUGUGUGCCAAAAAUUGUAUUUAAGAGGCUAGAAAUGUUGCUUUGCAGUCCAAUAUCAUUUUAAAAACGCAAAAGAGCAACUCCCGAACUUGCUAGAAUUUAAAUUAGUCUAUUUGGGUGCACGCACAAUUAAAUUAGAAAAAAUUCGGGGAAGCUAUCCAAGCUAAUAAAAACACCUUUAAAACUCUGCCACUGCACUAUUGUAUACAUUUAUAACGAUUUCGGGUGUGAACGUUGAGUUUUAUGGGGUUUUAAAUGGACUGUUGCUGUAGGAAGUUCAGACAAUGCAAUCAGUAGACAGCCACGUGCUCGCCAAGUUUGUGUCGCCUCAAACAAACUUUGAUAAAACGGGACACGAGAGGAAUUGCCAUGUUAUUUUGCUAACUUUAAACAGCUCGCUGUUUACGGUUUGUGCUUUCUUUUUUGCGUGUUCUCUUUAAAUGUUUAAUUUCCUUUAACAGAGUGAGACAGCCCACAUGCGCAUAACUUCAACAGCACUGCAUGUGGGGUGAAUCUGUGAGUGCGCGAGGCUGUUUAUCUGGUGCAAACCUACUUUAAAAUGAGGCUAAUUUGAAUUAUUUUACAUUGUGUUAGUGGUAGGAGGACAUGAGUUGUUAUGCGUAAUAGGAGGAGGAGUGGAAGUUGGGACGCAACGGGGCUCUUGUGUUGAUAGUCGGAAUAAAACAUGAUGACAGUCCUGUUAUUGCCUACCUGGAGCACAGUUUGACCAAAUCUGACAAAGAUGGUGUCUUCCUCCAUCUGUGUCUCCCUGUCAUCUAGGCAUUGCAUGUGCCAACUUUUUUCUGUGAAUAUGCCUUUGUGAGAAAACUCUCUGGCUCGUCACCCUCGCCGGGAUUCCCCGCAAUAUUUUCAACAAGAGAGGAGAAAAAAAAUCUGCAAAAAUGGACAAAGAAAGUACUGGUACUCAAUAUGAACCUGUGGCCGAGAUUGGAGAAGGCGCUUAUGGAAAAGUGUACAAAGCGAGAGAUUUGAAGAACGGGGGACGCUUUGUAGCCCUAAAAAGAGUUCGUGUCCAGACGGAGGAAGAGGGGAUGCCUCUCUCCACCAUCCGGGAGGUGGCGGUACUGAGGCAGCUUGAAGCUUUUGAGCACCCCAAUGUUGUCAGGUUGUUUGAUGUGUGUACAGUCUCUCGGACUGACCGAGAAACCAAACUCACUCUGGUCUUUGAGCAUGUGGAUCAGGACCUGACCACCUACCUGGAAAAGGCCCCUGACCCUGGAGUACCACCUGAGACCAUCAAGGAUAUGAUGUACCAGCUGCUCCAGGGGCUGGACUUCCUGCACUCACACCGCGUGGUUCACCGUGACCUGAAGCCCCAGAAUAUCCUGGUCACCAGCGGAGGACAGAUCAAACUGGCUGACUUUGGUCUAGCCCGCAUCUACAGCUUCCAGAUGGCGCUCACCUCCGUGGUGGUGACACUGUGGUACAGAGCCCCAGAGGUGCUGCUUCAGUCCAGUUACGCCACGCCAGUGGACCUGUGGAGCGUCGGCUGCAUCUUCGCUGAGAUGUUCAGGAGAAGACCGCUAUUUCGAGGAAACUCAGAUGUUGAUCAGCUGGGAAAGAUUUUUGAUGUUGUCGGGGUACCUUCAGCAGAAGACUGGCCCCAGGAAGUGGCCCUACCACAGAGUGCCUUCACCCCCCGGCCCCCUAAGCCAAUAGAGGACUUGGUUCCAGACAUGGACGAGCAAGGACGGGCCCUCUUAAUGCAAUUCCUCGCCUUCAACCCCUCCAGGAGGAUAUCAGCCUUUGCUGCGCUCAGCCACCCCUACUUUCAAAGUGUGGACAGCCACAGUAGAAGUGUGUAUGCGGCACAGCCCAUCCCCAGCAACAAGCCCACUAUGGAGGAGAGGACUGCCUGACAGCCCUCCUUCACCCUCAAUCAUCCCAUACAGUGUCUGAAAAGAGUAUUCUAUGUACCCCGCCCUGGUGUUUUUCAUGUUUUAUAGUUUUUACAGCGUUAAAUCAAAGUGUGUUGAAGGCGCAGUUCACCCCAAAAAUACAUAUUUUCCAACUUACCUGUAGUGCUAUUUAUCAAUAUA